UCACUUUCACGCGUAGCCAACAUGUCCUCUCUCACCGAACCUCCUCCCACAAAGAAGGAACAGCGUAAGGUGACAUUCGACCUUCCCCUAGCGUCGUCCGCGGAGGGGCAGGGCGAGCCCAACAAAGCAUCCAAACCGAAUAAGUCGAAAAAGCUCAGGUCGAAAGGCAAAUCAAAAUCCCUGAUUAAGGCCGGCUCUCCUAAAGCCAAGCUUGGUGCAUCCACGUAUCUUGCAAAUCUGCUGAACGAGGAAGCCGAGAGAGAGCAAGAGCGCAGACAGAAGGCAGGUCUGGAGCCUCUUGUAGCGAUUGUUAUUCCCAACGACUGGGUGUAUACACCGCGCAUAUACGCGAUUGAGGUCGACGAAGAGGUCGAAGAAGCACUGAUACAGUGGACGCGGAAGGUCUGCCGCAUCCCGGACGAAGAUAACCUGCAGAACAGCACCAUCUUCGGCUAUGCCCUCAAGGCCCUACGCCGUGCUACAGGGAUCCGGAGGCUCGAAGUCGAGUUCGCCGUGCGCGAAAACCCUGACAAAGACUCAGAGAGUGACGUGUUCCCUGUAUUCGCCAUCUUCUAUGCGUACAAGUAUUCAAGAAUGCACGAGCGAGCAACACAGAAGCAGGUCGACAAACUCAGCGAGCUCUUGCUGGGCCGGCAGCCGAGGUGGUUCGUCGAUUUCCAGUUAGACGGUCCUUGACCUGUGAGC
Phanerochaete carnosa HHB-10118-sp is the source of this 705-nucleotide messenger RNA. RefSeq lists its product as uncharacterized. The coding region runs from base 22 to 696 and encodes 224 amino acids. NCBI's taxonomy places the organism in Eukaryota, Fungi, Basidiomycota, Agaricomycetes, Polyporales, Phanerochaetaceae. The transcript has 2 exons. The record is from RefSeq and is a predicted model, not a curated record.